AUGUCCCCAUACAAGAAGAACGACCUCCCGUACAUCCACCGCUAUAUCACGACCCACAACAACGAAGGCGAAGCUGUGUUUCUUUCCCAUGCUCAGGUACCCGACUACCUCCCCUCAAAGCCGGCCGGGGAAGAUGGCGAGAUUGCCUUGCUAUACGCUACAACUAGCAUGCCAGCGUCAGUUGAUGACGAAGCCGAUGUGGCUAUGUAUGACGAGUUUCUUCAUCAACCACCCGGGAUCACAACCGAUGAAGGGACAAUUUUCCGGAUGAUCGACCUCCGUCCUGGAAAGACCACGCCGAUGCAUCGUACUGUCAGUGUCGACUAUGGUGUGAUACUCGAAGGAGAGGUUGAUCUCAUACUGGAUUCGGGCGCGAAGAGGCACAUGCAUCGUGGUGAUGUAUGUGUGCAGAGGGGUACAGCGCAUUCAUUUCGCAAUAGGAGUGAUAAGGAGUGGUGUCGUAUGUUGUUUGUAUUCUUGCCAAUGAACAAGUUGACUAUUCAGGGGAAAGAGCUGGGAGAGGAGGUGUAUGAAGACGACUAUUAA
This is a messenger RNA of Penicillium canescens, 546 nucleotides long. RefSeq names its product cupin domain-containing protein. The transcript has a single exon. The coding region runs from base 1 to 546 and encodes 181 amino acids. Lineage: Eukaryota; Fungi; Ascomycota; Eurotiomycetes; Eurotiales; Aspergillaceae. The record is from RefSeq and is a predicted model, not a curated record.